Messenger RNA from Ceratotherium simum simum (southern white rhinoceros), 1433 nucleotides. NCBI's taxonomy places the organism in Eukaryota, Metazoa, Chordata, Mammalia, Perissodactyla, Rhinocerotidae. The record is from RefSeq and is a predicted model, not a curated record.
AUAUUUCUUUCUAUUUCAAGGUUGUACUGAAGACAUUACUGAAGAAUCGUUCAAAGUGCCACACUGCGACAAUGAUUCAGCUGACGGCUACCCCUGCAAGUGCACUUGUCGAUGAGCCAGUGCAUAUCCGAGCUACAGGCCUGACUCCCUUUCAGAUAGUGCUUCUGCAGGCCUCGCUAGAAGAUGAAAUGGGGAACUUGUUUCAUUCCCAAGCCUACUAUAGGGCCAAUGAAGUUGGUGAGGUGGACCUGGAGCAUGCUUCUUCACUUGGAGGUGAUUAUGUAGGAGUCCACCCCAUGGGUCUCUUCUGGUCCCUGAAACCUGAAAAGAUAUUAACUAGACUGUUGAAAAGAGAUGUGAUGAAUAGCCCCUUCCAGAUUCAAUUAAAACUCUAUAAUUCAAAUGUAAUCUUAAUCGACAAUGCCUCCCCUGCUCCAAAUGUCAGCCUGACUUUGGAGAGGUGGUACGCAGCACCUGGUGUCACACGAAUCCAAGUCCGAGAAGGCCGCCUUCGGGGAGUCCUCUUUCUCCCUCCAGGAGAUGGCUGUUUCCCCGGAGUAAUUGAUUUGUUUGGUGGUUUUGGUGGACUUACUGAAUUCCGGGCCAGUCUCCUGGCCAGUCAUGGCUUUGCUGCCUUGGCCUUGGCUUACCGUGACUAUGAAGACCUGCCUUCCAAACUAGAGAAAGUAGAUUUGGAAUAUUUUGAGGAAGCUGCCAACUUUCUCCUGAGACAUCCUAAGGUCCUUGGUCCAGGCAUUGGGAUAGUCUCCAUAUGCAAAGGAGCAGAGAUUGGACUCUCCAUGGCUAUUCACCUAAAACAAGUCACAGCCACGGUGCUUAUUAAUGGGCCCAACUUCAUUCUUGAAAUUCCACAGGUAUAUCGUGGUCAGAUACAUCAGCCCUUGCCCAUCUCUCCACAAUUACUAUCCAUCAGUGCCUUAGGGUUAUCAGAGUUUCAGCACAUUUUUGAGGCAACUAGAGCUAAGGCCAAUCAGACAUUUUUUCUCCCCAUUGAAAAAGCCCAGGGACAUUUCCUCUUCAUUGUGGGAGAAGAUGAUAAGAAUAUCAACACUAAAGCAUGUGCUAAGCAAGCCACAGAACAGCUGAGGAGAAAUGGGAAGAAGAAUUGGACCCUGUUAUCUUAUCCUGGGGCAGGCCACCUGAUAGAACCUCCCUAUUCCCCACUGUGCUGUGCCUCACAGAUCUCCAGUCUUCACCUCUUGGUGCUCUGGGGAGGAGAGGUGAUCCCACAUGCAGCUGCACAGGAACAUUCUUGGAAGGAGAUCCAGAAGUUUCUCAGGAAGCACCUCAUUCCAGUUGUGACCAGUCGACUCUGAGAAAAGUCAACAUUCCUGGAAAAUAGAAAAGCAAUAGGGUGCUUUACCAGACCUUCACCUGAUCUUCACGGAACAAUGUCUUUGAGCUCUUAUUGU